GGCGCUGCGCGGGAGCUCGUUGGCUCCCGGUCCUCCCCACCCCCUGGCCGCCCUCGCACCCACUGGAGCCUGGGCUCUGUUGAGGGUAAGCCUCAUUCAUUCAUUCCCUUGGCGCUGGUGCAGCCGGGCUUCACUCUCCCUACCCUGCACGCUCUCUGCCCUGGCUGCCGAAGGCCCCUGCCCGCCAUCUAAUGAUACACUCUGCAUACGCUUCUGUUGAGAAUUUGUGGGUAGACAUUCCUGUGGGGCCAGGAAUCCAAAUUCUUGGGUACAAACAGAAAGUUACUUUCCUUGGGGAUUUUUUUUCUCUCUCUCUCUCUUGCUCACACACAAACACUCUCGUGUUCUUUCCUUUUUUCUUUUUCGUAGCAGUAGGGGGAAAAAGGAGACAAGACCAAAAACAAAAACAAAAACCAAAAAAACAAAAAGCAACAACCUCCCCCACCCCCCCUUAUUUUCAAAAGUAGCUAGGAAAAAAUAAAAGGACAGCCAACCCCAUCCAUCCCACCCCAAUCCCCUGAAGGGCUGAAUUCUCGCCUUCCUCAGAGCGGGGCAUGGCAUCGAACAGCAUCUUUGAUUCCUUCCCGACCUACUCGCCGACCUUCAUCCGCGACCCGAGCACCAGCCGCCGCUUCACACCUCCCUCCACGGCCUUCUCCUGCGGCGGCGGCGGCGGCGGCGGCGGCGGCAAGAUGGGUGAGAACAGCGGCGCGCUGAGCGCUCCGGCGGCCGUGGCCCCCGGCGGGCGCGCCCGGCCCGAGGUGCGCUCGGUGGUGGACGUGCUGGCAGACCACGCGGGCGAGCUCGUGCGCACCGACAGCCCCAACUUCCUUUGCUCCGUGCUGCCCUCGCACUGGCGCUGCAACAAGACGCUGCCCGUCGCCUUCAAGGUGGUGGCUCUGGGGGACGUGCCAGAUGGGACGGUGGUGACCGUGAUGGCAGGCAAUGAUGAGAACUACUCGGCGGAACUGCGCAACGCCUCGGCCGUCAUGAAGAACCAGGUGGCCAGGUUCAAUGACCUUCGAUUUGUGGGCCGCAGCGGGCGAGGGAAGAGCUUCACCCUGACCAUCACCGUGUUCACCAACCCUACCCAAGUAGCCACCUACCACCGAGCCAUCAAGGUGACCGUGGAUGGACCGCGGGAGCCCAGACGGCAUCGGCAGAAGCUGGAGGACCAGACCAAGAUGUUCCCUGACCGCUUCGGGGACCUGGAGCGACUGCGCAUGCGGGUGACUCCGAGCACACCCAGCCCCCGCGGCUCGCUCAGCACCACGGGCCACUUCAGCAGCCAGCCCCAGACACCCAUGCAAGGCACCCCGGACCUGAACCCGUUCUCUGACCCCCGCCAGUUUGACCGUUCCUUCUCAGCCCUGCCGACCCUCACAGAAAGCCGCUUCCCAGACCCGAGGAUGCACUACCCAGGGGCCAUGUCGGCUGCCUUCCCCUACAGCACCACGCCCUCGGGCACCAACAUCAGCAGCCUUGGAGUGGCAGGCAUGUCGGCCACCAGCCGCUUCCACCACACCUACCUCCCACCGCCCUACCCUGGCGCCCCGCAGAACCAGAGUGGGCCCUUCCAGGCCAACCCGUCCCCCUACCACCUCUACUACGGCGCGUCCUCCGGCUCCUACCAGUUCUCCAUGGUGGCCGGCAGCAGCAGCGGGGGCGACCGCUCACCCACCCGCAUGCUGGCCUCCUGCACCAGCAGUGCCUCCUCCGUUGCCACCGGCAACCUCAUGAACCCCAGCCUAGGUGGCCAGAGCGACAGCGUGGAGGCCAACGGCAGCCACAGCAACUCACCCACAGCCCUGAGCACGCCAGGACGCAUGGACGAGGCCGUGUGGCGGCCCUACUGACUGUCCAGGCCAACGAGGACUUCUCCUGCAAGAGGCAGGAGCCUCAGGAACCUUCCGGACAAGUGGCUGCCGCAGCUCCAAGGCUGCGGACAGGAAUGAGAUUUAGGCCCCAGGCCAGUCGUGGUGCUGGGGUCCAUAGGUCCUAGGGUCCAGAGCUGGCAUAGCUCUGAGAGCAUCUAGUCCGGCCACAUCUUUGUACAGAGGGGCUAGGACCUCCCCCAGGAUACCCAGCUCUUAGUCAUCUCACCCCACCUUCCUGUGGGAAGUGCAGCCCCCCCGCUCCCCUGGAAUGGCCUUCCCGUCCCCAGUGUGUCCAGGGCUGUCAUGGGGCCCAGGUCUCCUGGGACAGGGACCACCUCUGUGCCAGGGACAGCAGCAUUUGCCCCAGGUCUGGGCCUCUUGUCCACAGGCCUCCCCACUGCCUCACCACCCUCAGACCCUGUGCCUCGUGGGCCCAGGCCUGUCCCUGCAUUUACAUAAAUGGAGUCAGAACUGGAAAGCCCCCGCCUCCUCAGAGGGUUCCCCUCAUUGUAAAGAUGGGGCAGGGACCCAUGGAGAGGACCCAGGAAAUUGCUGGCAGAGAUGGGAUGAAAACACAGCCAAGCUGGUUCCCCCAGGCCUGUUUCCCUAUAAUCCCUGGCAGCUAAGAAGCCCCUGCCCCCAUCUCAGCUGCCUGUGGGUCCCAGGUGCCGGAGUAGAUUUGCCUGUAGCAGCAGGUCCCUGAAAGCAGGGGAAGCGCCUGCAGACUGGGCCCUUCCAUGCACUUUACCAGCGCAGGGCAGUCACCCUCUGUUCUCUCGGUGCGGGGCUGGAGUCCCCUUCCUCCUAGGCUGGUCUCAUAAUUUCCAUUUCUGGAGAAAGAGAGCACAGGGGCAGGAUAAGGUCCUAGCAGAAAGCACUGGGUGAGGGGUCAGUGGGUCAGACGUCAGCAUCCCUGACCCACCCAGGUCCAGCCAAGCUAUGCUCCACCCGCGGGCCCCAGGCUUCCUGGGAGGGUUCGGCCCAGUCUCCCAACCCCGACACACACCUCUCUAUCCUUAAUCAGCUGUGCUCCAAAAGCAGUCAGUCUGGAACCAAAACCAGUUUUUAAAGUUGAAUUUAGAAAAAGAAGCUGCAGUCAAACAUUUUCAAACACAAGGUUUCACAGGAGUGAGCAGCAAUGUCUGCCCACUGGCUCGGGUGCCUUCCAAGAGGGUUGAGGCUGGUAGGGUCUCAGUAUCUCCCUCCUCAGGAGGUCACGCUGUAUCAGGAGCUGCUCACCAGCCUCCACUGAGGCCCGACCCAGGAAAGCGCCAAGGGAAACACUGGGGAGAUGCUGGAAUCUCACCUCUGUGGCUCUUGAGCGUUUGUCCGGGGGGAUGUGUGGGUGUCCCAAUGGCUGGGCAGGUUGUGCGAAGCAGAGAGCCGUGGCUGCGUGCUGGCAGAACAGAAGGGCUGUAAAGGGUGGGCCAGCCUUGGCUCAGCCCCCUGUGCUUCAGGAUGAAGGAUCGCCCCUUCACAUUGCAGAUGGGAAUGCAGGUCUUUUCCAGGGCUCAGGUUGCGUGGAUUCUCCUGACUGAGUUCUUUAGUUCUAGAAAGGCUUAAGUGGCAAAGGACAAGAAAACUCUUAUAAGGGCUAGCCAGCAUGUGGUUUUUAGUAAUUGUUUCGGCCACGUCCUCUGUGGGUAUGGAAAUCUCCUACAAAAUGCUUCUUAGCGGUGGUUGUGUUUGUAAUGGCUCAUGGCCUGCUGUGCCAUCCCCAAUGUGGGACAACAGCUAGAUGCACCAGAUAGGAAAGAUUCUCUGGCAAGUCAGGAAGUCCUUCCCAUGAUCUUACUCAAACUCUUCCUGCUGCAGUUUCCCUUGUCCUGCCCUCACUGGAAAAAGCAGUCUCCAUCUCUUUAAAAUAGCUGCCGGGGGUGUCCUGCUGACUCCCUACACCCAGGGGGACUCUCCACCCCUUCUCAGGAAGCAGCUGCAAAUUCAUUGCCCUUGAACCUUCACUCCUGCUCUCUCUGGUUGUAGACUGGCCCUGGGCCAGCAUGAGAGGCACCUUCGGGUUCCCAGUGCCCAGCACUUUGCAGCCCUAUCCCAGAUUACUACCCCUUCCUGAUACCCAAACCUGGUGGGGACAGGGACAAGAAAUAAACUGACCCGUAUUUGCCCAUCCCUCCCCCACCCGCCAGGCUAAAAGUGAUGCCAUGCUGAGUCCAUUUCUAAAGCCUGUAGUGGGUACUGACAGCCUGGGCUGGUAAAAAUGGGCCCUUAUUUGCAAGGCUGCUUAAAAGUUGUACUAAGCAAACACUGAUUUAGAAAGCACAACAAAACUAGGGGUUUUGAUACAAUAAUACUGUAAGCCUGCUGGUGGUGGGUACAGAUCCUUUGUGACAUAUUGUCAUGCUGAGGUGUUAAUACCUGCUACUCUCAUAUCUGCCGUGAAACCAACCCAGAGCUGGGGAGAGGGUGGGACAGGGAGGGGCGGAAACUGCUUUGCACUAUAAUUUGCUUGAUGUGUUUGUUUUUAAUGCACAAAUUGCUUGUACAGUAAACUGUCUUCUGUACUAUUUAACUGUAAAAUGGAAUUUUGACUGAUUUGUUGCAAUAAUAUAACCCCCUUUUUUUUAAGGUGUGUUGAAGGAUCCCAGUGCCAGGCUUCUAAGGCUGUGUGCAUGGGGAGUGGAGGAGGGUGGAGACCUCGUCACUCCCGGCCCGCCCCCAUUACUGGGGAGGAAUUGGGGUGGGGCCUGGAGCAGGAACAGGACUAAAUUCACUGUUCAGGAAACCCUCAGCACCCUGCUCUCCCGUACCCAGGGCCAUCAGAAGGGCCACCAAGACCACCCGGUUCCAAAACAGGCUCCUGGUGUGGCUGGAACCCCAGAGGGACACCAGAGAGGUCUUCAGGGUGCCAUCAGACCUGCCUCCCUUCUCCAGUGGCCUGUGAUUUUGCACAAGUAAACAGGAAGCUGUGCGCCUACUCCAGCCUGUGCCCAAGACUCAGGGUUUGGGGAGGGGGCAGAGGCAGAGCAUAAAAUAGCCUUGAUGAGAAACCCCCCUCCCGCUGUCCCCGCCCUGGGUCUUGUGUUUGCUGAAACAGUGGUAAGUUAGCAACAGGCAAGACUACAAAGCAAGCAGCUGCUUCAGCUCCCUCGCUUUGCAGAUGAGGUGACUGAGGCGCAAAGAGGGGUGUCAUCUAGCUCCACACCUCCCACAGCGUUGUGGCUGAGCUGGGACCACAGCGUAAUGGGGGCUGUGUGUGUGAUGAUGUGAGGAUCGGGCUCGGCAACCUCCCAGCCUUGCCAACAAGGAGGCUGGGCCCAUACAGGGCACCAACACCCAGCCCAGUGCCUGGCCCACUGGGCCUGUUCCAUGGAAAUCGUGGAGGGGAAUUUUCAUGAAAACAGAACCGAUUUUCUAGUGAUGCCCACUUACUUCAAAAGCUAACCCCAAGACUCUGCCCUGUUCGGUUGGGUUGGUCUGCCUGAAAGCCAACACCCGGUAGGAAGUUCCCACUUCCCUAGCCUAAACCCUGGUCCCCCCUCUCCCAGCAUCCUCCCUGCCACGACUAUGCUGGCCAUGGCUGCAGAAUUCCUCUCUGGGUGGGCUCUGUGUGGCGUCAGCACGGGAUGGGCAGGGCCGGUCCUGAAGUACCAUGUGCACAGUCAGCACUCCACUUCUAUUUAACUUAUGUCUUUAUUUGGGGUCACUUUGUAGGGAGUGAUGGCGAUUAUCAGGGGGAGGGGGCAACAGUUCAUGCCUCUCCUCACCAGCCAUGCUUUGGUGCCACUGCUGAUGGGAGAGGAGCCAUGGCCUCUGUAGUCCCAGCAGCCACAGACUAGCACACGCAGCUCCUGGAAGGGAAAACCAAGGAGCAGAGAAGCCCUGGCUGCCUGGGUUCACACAGUGGUGGAAGGCUGUUGGGGGAAGGGCUGCAAUAACCACAGUGACCUGUAGGUGGCGACAGGGUUGGGCAUGGCUGGGCUGCUAGUGGAGAAUGAAGGACACCCCCCCUUCUCCCAAGAAGGGUGAGAAGGGGCUGCCUCAGUUGCAGUCAGAGGAAUGCAAGUUAGGUAUUAGGAAGAACCUCCUAACCUCAGGAGAAAAAACAAAAACCAAACCCAUUGCUGUGGAGUCGAGCGCCCAAUACUUAACCCCUACACCACCAGAGGGUCAGCCCCAAAAGAGCCUGGAAAAUGUCUUAGAGUGGAGAAAGCGUUUUUUUGUUUGGUUUUGUUUUUUUCCCCUUCUUUAGCUGUGUGGAAACUCUGGUGGCGCAGUGGUUAAGUGCUACAGCUGCUAACCAAAGGGUUGGGAGUUCAGAUCUGCCAGGUGCUCCUUGGAAACUCUUCAGGGCAGUUCUACUCUGUCCUGUAGGGUCACUAUGAGUCGAAAUCAACUCGACGGCACUGGGUUUGGUUUUUGGUUUUUAGCUGUGCGACUGUGGGAGGUUCUUGUCCCUCUCUGAGCCUCCCUUUUUAUUUAACAAAUACUGAAUGAGCACCUACUGUGUGCAGGUAUGUGGCAGAAUCACAGAUUCUGUGACCCCUAAAGG
Molecule: messenger RNA, 6384 nt
Organism: Loxodonta africana (African savanna elephant)
Lineage: Eukaryota; Metazoa; Chordata; Mammalia; Proboscidea; Elephantidae
Gene: RUNX3
Product: RUNX family transcription factor 3
Exons: 6
Coding region: 555-1856 (433 amino acids)
Biological process (GO): ossification; regulation of cell differentiation; regulation of transcription by RNA polymerase II
Cellular component (GO): nucleus
Molecular function (GO): RNA polymerase II cis-regulatory region sequence-specific DNA binding; DNA-binding transcription factor activity, RNA polymerase II-specific; ATP binding
Source: RefSeq, a predicted model, not a curated record